GCUGUUUUCUCCCUUAUCUGCUCCUUCCCCACAGCAAAUUGCUACUCCCCCCACUCCCCGCCCUUCCAACCUAGUACAUAUAUAUAUAAGAGGCGCCAACAGAACCCCACCCAACUUGUUUCUUUACCCAAAGUCAUCUGGUCAACACAGAACCUGAAGUUCCAGCGGGGGGAAACCAGGAGCUGACAUGGCCUACCAGACGGAGUUCAUCAUCGAUGCCCAGCCACAAGCUGUUGGCGCCAGCUACACUUUGAGCAACCAAGGGGCCUGGAAUACAGACCUGUGUGACUGCUGUUCCGAUAUGGGCAUCUGUCUCUGUGGUACCUUCGUUCCAUGCAUCCUUGCCUGUCGUGUGUCAGAGCAGGCAGGUGAGUGCUGCUGCCUCCCAUACCUGCCUGGUACUAUCAUUGCUCUGCGGACCAGUGUGCGCGAGAGAUUCCACAUUGAGGGCUCCAUUUGUGAGGACUGGGUGGUCAUGGCCUGCUGUCCAUUCUGCGGCCUCUGUCAACUCGCCCGAGAGCUGAAGAACAAGAACUGAAGCAGAAGGGAAGCUGGCAGACAUUCUUCACUCCUGCAGGGAGAACAAAGUAGCUGGAUCAAUGGCAGUGAGGGACGGAGGCCAACUUCUGAACCCAGAAGCGUAUCAACUGCAGAGCAAAAGACCUAUUGUCCUUGCACAAGGAAAGAGGAAAAGAUACGGCUCUCCUCUGUUCAGCCCCUGUGGUCAUCCCACCUUGAAAAUUGUGUCAAAAUAAAAUAAUCAUUGUCUCAAA
Messenger RNA from Podarcis raffonei (Aeolian wall lizard), 773 nucleotides. It is a transcript of the gene CNFN, whose product is annotated as cornifelin. Gene Ontology annotation, cellular component: cornified envelope. The record is from RefSeq and is a predicted model, not a curated record. NCBI's taxonomy places the organism in Eukaryota, Metazoa, Chordata, Lepidosauria, Squamata, Lacertidae. The coding region runs from base 188 to 538 and encodes 116 amino acids. The transcript is spliced from 4 exons.